CUGAUGAAGGAAAAGGCACACAGAGAAAAGGUUGCAGGGAAUUAAUCAGAAUAAUUUCAGAACAAUUCUAAGUGACCAGAUAAAUUAUUAAAGGCAAAAGUGCACUCUGAAGGACUUAUAUGCAGAAUAGACUGCCUGUGCCUCUCUUUCUGACUCACACAUGGACAUUUGGCUUUCUUUUUUCCUUACUGUUGCAGCAUCUUCUUUUCAAGAUUUCUGCCUGUUCUUUUUACCUGUCACUGCAAGAAUGUGUGUGGUCCUCACAGUGGCUGAAUAAAGGCUCGGAAAGUAUGUGCUGCUUUCUUUCUCUGCUUCGGUGUCGCUGCAGCCUCUGAGUUUAUCUUCUGUUUCCUGGAGCGGCUGCUUGCCUUGCACAUCAGUGGGAAUCCUUGAUGCAAAGCUGGUAAUAGAAGUUUCUGCUGACAUUGGCGGCACUCUGGCAUCCUUUUCCAGCAUCACCCUUCUUGGCACUCUUGUUCGCAUUGAAAAAAUCAAGUGUGUAUGGAUGGGACUGAGGAAGACUUGAUCUACUGAAAGGCUUGAACUCACACCUGGAGCACAGAAAAUUAUGUCUGUAAUUCAACUGGAGGACGGAUUCCUAUCGUGCAGUAAUUGGUCAUCUAAUACAGAGCUGAAUGGCACUCAGGAACCUUUUGGAAAUCCUUCUGCAGAUUAUGAUGAGAAGGAAUUUCUGCAAUACCUUUGGAAGGAAUAUUUGCAUCCCAAGGAAUAUGAAUGGGUUCUCAUUGCUGGAUAUAUUAUUGUAUUUCUUGUGGCUCUCAUAGGAAAUAUCCUGGUUUGUGUUGCAGUGUGGAAGAACCAUCACAUGCGGACAGUGACCAAUUAUUUCAUAGUCAACCUGUCCCUGGCGGAUGUCCUUGUCACCAUCACGUGUCUUCCAGCAACCUUAGUGGUGGAUAUAACUGAGACAUGGUUCCUUGGGGACAGCCUCUGCAAGGUGAUCCCUUAUUUGCAGACUGUGUCAGUUUCUGUUUCUGUGCUGACACUCAGCUGCAUUGCCCUGGAUCGAUGGUAUGCAAUUUGCCACCCUCUGAUGUUUAAAAGCACAGCCAAGCGAGCAAGGAAGAGCAUUAUCAUUAUCUGGAUUGUGUCUUGCCUUAUAAUGAUUCCCCAAGCAAUUGUCAUGGAAUGCAGCAGUGUUUUGCCAGGAUUAGCCAACAAAACCAUCUUGUUCACCGUUUGUGAUGAGCAUUGGGGAGCUGAAGUCUACCCCAAACUUUACCACACCUGUUUUUUCCUAAUAACAUACAUGGCCCCACUAUGUCUUAUGGUAUUGGCCUAUUUGCAGAUAUUUCACAAAUUAUGGUGUCGACAGAUUCCAGGGACUUCAGCCACAGUUCAGAGAAAAUGGAAGCCUCUGCAGUCUACAGCAGAGACCCGUGGGCCAAAACCAUCAGUACAAUUGAGGAUUAAUGCUACGGCAGCUGAAAUCAAACAGAUUCAAGCGAGGCGGAAAACAGCGCGUAUGCUAAUGGUCGUUCUUCUGGUUUUUGCACUUUGCUACCUGCCAAUUAGCAUUCUCAACGUACUGAAAAGGGUGUUUGGGAUGUUUAACAAUGCAGAUGAUAGAGAAACUGUAUAUGCCUGGUUUACAUUCUCUCACUGGCUUGUAUAUGCAAAUAGUGCUGCGAAU
Messenger RNA from Sphaerodactylus townsendi, 1654 nucleotides. RefSeq names its product hypocretin receptor 2 (gene HCRTR2). Gene Ontology annotation, biological process: G protein-coupled receptor signaling pathway; feeding behavior. The transcript has 6 exons. The annotation marks the transcript as partial. The record is from RefSeq and is a predicted model, not a curated record. NCBI's taxonomy places the organism in Eukaryota, Metazoa, Chordata, Lepidosauria, Squamata, Sphaerodactylidae. Gene Ontology annotation, cellular component: membrane. Gene Ontology annotation, molecular function: orexin receptor activity.